Molecule: messenger RNA, 1952 nt
Organism: Sesamum indicum (sesame)
Lineage: Eukaryota; Viridiplantae; Streptophyta; Magnoliopsida; Lamiales; Pedaliaceae
Product: Major facilitator superfamily protein
Biological process (GO): transmembrane transport; carbohydrate transport
Cellular component (GO): membrane
Molecular function (GO): sugar transmembrane transporter activity
Source: RefSeq, a predicted model, not a curated record
UAAAUAUCCUCUUUGAUCCUUCCUAUCUCUAUAUGUAAAGAAAUGCAAAAGUGUUAUUUCUAAUGUUGGACAAAUAUAAACAUUUUAACUAGUUCUAGACUUCUUGGAGAGUUUUCUUUCCUUGGACAAAGGACUUUCUCCAAAGGGUUGCUUCUGUUCCACACGUAUCUACUUGUAUCCACUUUGGCAAGUGAAGAAUAGCAGAAGACAGGCAUGGCUAACAACGAAGACACAGACAAUGGUGAAAGCUGUGUGCAGGAAGAGAUAAGAGCUCCACUUCUUUCACGAGUGGAGAUAGCCGGAAAUGGUGAUGAAGAGAAGCCCUUGAAGACAAGCAGCAAAGAGGAGAGAUGUAUGGUGUAUCUCACCACAUUUAUUGCAGUCUGUGGUUCUUAUGCAUUCGGAUGCUGCGCAGGUUAUUCAUCACCUACACAGGCUGCCAUCAGAGAAGAUGUAAAGUUAUCCCUCGCAGAGUACUCGUUGUUUGGCUCCAUACUGACUUUUGGAGCAAUGAUUGGUGCAAUCACUAGCGGUAAAAUCGCAGACUACAUUGGCCGGAAAGGGGCAAUGAUAGUAUCAAGUGCAUUUUGUACAGCAGGAUGGCUAUCAAUUUACUUUGCCCAGGGGGCUCUGCUUCUGGACAUUGGAAGAUUAGCAACUGGAUAUGGGAUGGGAGUGUUCUCUUAUGUGGUUCCAGUAUUCAUAGCUGAAAUUGCUCCCAAGGAUUUACGAGGAGCUUUGACAACUGUAAACCAGCUUAUGAUUUGUACUGGAGUAUCAGUAUCCUUCAUCAUAGGCACAUUUUUAACAUGGAGGGCUUUAGCAUUAGUAGGCAUAGUCCCUUGUGCUGUUCUGCUUUUCGGUCUCGUUAUCAUUCCGGAGUCUCCAAGAUGGCUGGCAAAAAAAGGAAACCAAAAAGAGUUUGAAGCUUCACUGGGGAGACUUCGUGGAAAGAAUGCUGAUAUAUCCGCUGAGGCAGCUGAAAUUCAAGAUUAUAUAGAAACUCUCGAGAGGCUGCCGAAAGCCAGACUGCUUGAUUUGUUUCAAAGGCGAUAUCUGCGGUCAGUUACGAUAGGAGUUGGGCUCAUGGUCUGUCAACAAUUUGGAGGAAUAAAUGGAGUUUGUUUCUACACCAGCAGUAUCUUCGAGUCCUCAGGAUUCCCAGCCGAUAUUGGAACUAUAAUCUAUGCGAUUCUUCAGGUCAUAAUCACUGCACUAGGUGCUACUUUAAUCGACAGAGCUGGAAGAAAACCACUUCUAGUGAUUUCUGGAGCAGGACUGGUCCUAGGUUGUCUGCUGACAGCGAGUUCAUUCUAUCUGAAGGAACAUGGACUUGCACUGGCUGCAGUUCCUGCACUUGCUGUGACUGGCAUAUUGGUUUAUAUAGGGGCUUUCUCAGCUGGAAUGGGAGCAGUUCCAUGGGUUGUGAUGUCUGAGAUAUUUCCGAUAAACAUUAAAGGAGUUGCCGGAAGCUUUGCAACGUUGGUGAAUUGGUUUGGAGCAUGGGCUUGUUCUUACACUUUCAAUUUUCUCAUGAGCUGGAGCUCCUAUGGAACCUUCAUUCUUUAUGCUGCAGUCAAUGCUCUUGCCAUUCUUUUUGUGAUUAAGGUGGUACCUGAAACCAAAGGAAGGACCCUGGAACAGAUACAGGCAGCAAUUAACACUUCAUGAAAAGCUUGAGGAGCAUCUCUUGGCAGACAUCUUUUCAUUAGAUUCUUUCUGCAACCAUUCAACAUUGUGAGAGAUGCAUGCUUUGAAAGGUACACCUUGUUGCUGUCAGAAUUAGUUGCAAAGCAUGCAUUGAUUAUGUGACUGUACCUGGACGCAUAAGGUACUCUGUAAGCACUGGCAAUUUCAUUAUUGAUGAAUUAGGAUACAAAGUACUCAUGGUUGGCUGGGGAUGGUCAAUGUAUUUCACUAUUUUAAAGAACAAGUCAUCAACUUUUUCACUA